AUAAUGCUGGUGCAGCGCGGAAAAGCAGAGGGCUGGCUGCACCUCGACGUCGCUGCCCUGACAACAUGGGCCGUCGCCAAUGGCAUCGAAUUCAAAAGCGCUUCUCCUGCUCUGAUACCCGGGAGAGGCAUCGGCCUACUCGCGGACAGGCCUGUUCAAUAUUCCUCAUCGGAGUCGUCCGUGUUCUUGACAAUACCAGAAGACCUCGUCCUUUCGAUGGAAGCGGUCAAAAGACACGCCCGUUUCGACACGCACUUUCGGGAGCUCAUUGAGAGCCUUGACGACUUCGGCAGAACCCCUCGAGGUGCCAUUCUCUCCUUCCUUCUCUUUCAAGCUUCUGUCUCCUGCCCCCAUCUUGCUGAACGUGUCGGCGUCCAUUGUGCUCUUACAGACUACGUGAAGACAUUGCCCUGUGAGCUUCUACCCACCUUUUGGCGUCCGGAAGAGCUUCAAUUGUUGGCUGGCACUACUCUGGCGCCGGCUGUCGCUGCGAAGUUGAAAAGCCUGCGCCGUGAAUAUGAUCUUCUUUGCGAGUCUGCCGCUCGCACACGAUGGUACAAUCUGGUGGAAGGACUUCUUUCAUUUGAAGAUUGGCUGCAUGUGGAUGCCAUGUUCCGAUCGCGAGCCUUGGACUUCUAUGGCUCUUGCAUGAUUCCAGGCAUGGAUUUGGCCAGUCAUGCUGCCGGCGAUGGUACUGUUGCUCGCUAUGACCGCGAAGAUGGGCGAUACUUUCUUCGAUUGAUAGAGGGCAAAUCCCUUCAGGAAGGACAAGAAGUCACCAUCACUUAUGGUGACGAAAAAGGAGCUUGUGAGAUGCUGUUCUCCUACGGAUUCAUCGACGAUUCCAUGGACACAGCAGAGACUUUGUUCCUCAGCCUAAGCAUACCGGAUAGCGACCCGUCGAGAACAGCAAAAAUGAAGAUUGCAGACUGCGCUCCAGGAUUCAAGAUCAUCGAUGUGGUCGGCAGCGGAAAUGUCGAUGACGAGUCCAACACAGAGGAUGAGAUUGAUUGGAAGGGUGACUUUAUCUGGCUUAUGUGCGCUGGCAAAGAGGACGGACUCUGUUUUGAGCUCGCGAGAACAGUCGACCAGGACGAGCCAGAGCUCCAAGCCACUUUCCAAGGCAUCGAACUGAAGCAUGGAGCCAGCGAUCUAAAGCGUCACCUUGCGCAGAGCGACCUAUGGCCUGUAUACAGGCUACGUGCUGUUGUAAUCCUACAGCAGCGAGUAUUCGACCAGCUGCAGCUGUUGUACAGUACCCAGGAAGACUUCGACGCUGUGCCGCAUGGUGACGCAGCAGACGUCAGGAGCUUUCCUUAUGCAUCAGCCUUGAAGUUGAGGAGAUUAGAAUUCGAGCUUCUUGAGAAGGCGUACGGAGACUUUGAGAGACAGAAACUAGCUUUGGCAGACGAUCCAGUUGUGAGACGAUACUUGUCCGAUAUGAAUGCUCAAUCCCCGGAAGAGGACUUCGCAUGA
Molecule: messenger RNA, 1476 nt
Organism: Pseudocercospora fijiensis CIRAD86
Lineage: Eukaryota; Fungi; Ascomycota; Dothideomycetes; Mycosphaerellales; Mycosphaerellaceae
Exons: 7
Biological process (GO): peptidyl-lysine monomethylation
Cellular component (GO): nucleus
Molecular function (GO): protein-lysine N-methyltransferase activity
Source: RefSeq, a predicted model, not a curated record